CAGCACAAACGGUACCGUCCGCAUCUCUGGCCUGUUACCCGCUGUGUGGUAUCAUGUACAAGUCAAUGUGAGAAAUGCGCUGGGAUGGAGUUGGCCGCCUUCAUGGGCCAGUGGAACUACAGAUGAAGCACCACCGGGCCCUCCACACGGUUUGCAAGCCGCGCAGAUAUCUCACGACACCGUGCACCUGACCUGGCAACCUCCGCUGAGAACCAACGGAGUCAUCCGCAGCUACACUGUCCAGUACGGGGUAUCGGUGACGUGCGAAACAGCAGAGUUUUCCCAUCAAGUUACCACGUCAGACGGCAGCACCACUACCGUUAUCGGAGACCUGGUUCCGUACACAAACUACACAUUCCGGGUGCGGGGGGCGACAAGUGCAGGAGGAGGACACUUCAGCGACUGUAACAGCACAAGGACACUGGAAUAUUACCCAACAGCCCCAGUUGUCCAGACGUUUACAGACCAGCACGACUGUAACUGCCGGACGCCAAACUUCCCCCGGCCGGUCCAGCUGCGUGUAGCCUGGCGGCGCCCUGACCACAUCCACGGUCAGCUGCAGGCGUACCGAGUCAGCCUGUACAACAGGACCGGCGGGGAACCGUUCUACCAGGAGAACAUGACGUCAGGACUGCAGCAGGAGAACCUGGCAGCUGUGGUCACAUCGUCACUCCUGCAGCCUGCCAACAACUACUCUGUCACUAUAUCGGCCAUUAACACCUUCUAUCGUGGGCACGAGAGCCAUCCAUAUAUAGCCCGUACGAGUGACGGAUGCCCAAAUGCCCCGACUGUGACAAAACUGGCAAGCAGUGAAUGUGGAGUGAACUGGACAGCUCCUACAGUAACCCGAGGGAGGCUGACUGGGUACAAUGUUAUAUAUGUCGACACGCCACUUCCUGAUCCUGACGCGUCUGAACCUGUCAUCAGCCGUGACCCGUUGGGUUUGGAUGAACAACAGUGGUCCAAGUCACUGGCUGAACUUCCCGCCAACUCCUUGGUCCGAGUCACAGUCCGGGCGGUAACCUGUGCCGAGGGAGACAAGGGGGAGGAGGUCACUUGUCGGGUCUCAAGAGUUGAACCACCGCCGCCUCCAGUACUCCCUACCGGCCCACCCCCGAUCGCUUCGGCAACAUCUUUUCCCAUGGUUCUUCCGAAAGUGAACGAGAGGAAUGGUCCUGUACGUUGCUGCCAAGUCAUCGUCAUCACAAUGACUAAAACCGAGAGCCUUGAUGACCUGAAAACAAGAGUUGGAGAACCUGACGUCAUACUUACAGAGGACGCUCCUGAUGGCGGAAAAACUGAACCUUACGUGGCUUUGUCACUUUCGACAGACGACUACAAAAGAACCGAUGCAGUACAGAUCGGCGACGGGGGACCCUGUGGUCACGAGUGGUGCUGUGAGCGGAGUGAACUCGCCGAUCCUAGGCGGGCACAGACUCCUGGUAAUAAGAAGCUCCAGUCAGGGAGCAAGUACACAGCAGCAGUGCGAUGUUACGUGGACUCUGGAGCCAGGAGACGCAAGCGGAACACGGAAAAAUUAUUCACGACAAGUGGGUACAUGGAACCUGUUAUCACAGAAAUGGACAACCAAGAAGAAACUGUUCCUCUCGUCCCCAUCAUCGCUGGCGUUGCGGCUGCUCUACUGGUGGCUGUGCUGGUGACAGUAGGGAUCAUAUGUUACAAGAAAAGAAAAGCCAAUGACGACCAGCAUGCUCCAGGUGUUCAGCUAGAUCUGAAGAUAAUCAAAGGAGACGAGCCCUCCGCCACGGAAUCAGCUGAAAAUCCUGCAUGUAAGACGCUGGAUGAAGACAAUUAUCUUUAUGAAACGACCAUUUACUGCAUCCAAGACCUUGUCACUGUGGACGACGUAGUGGAAUUCCUGAGGUGCAGGGGUUUUGGGCAGUACGCUGCAGCAUUUAGGCGACACAAGAUAGAUGGAGAUGUAGUCUCGAAUCUGAGCGACUCUGUGCUUGCUGAGCUCAUUCCUGAGAUCGGACCGAGGGUCAAACUACAGAAAGCACUGCAGGAGCUGAAGGACAAUUCGGACUCCGCUGAAAGCAGCAAACCUGUUCACGCUGACUGGGAAAUCCCCAGGUCCAGUCUGACGCUCGGUAAAGUCCUGGGGAAGGGACAGUUUGGAGAGGUCCGUCUGGGGGAGCUGAGGAAGAGAGGUGUCACUCAGACCGUGGCAGUCAAGACACUGAAAGCAUCUGCCGAAGACAGGGACAAAGAGGACCUGUUGGGGGAGCUGGAGAUUCUGGUCACUGUCGGUCGUCAUGACAACAUCAUCAGUCUGGUUGGCGCAUGCACAGUUGAAGGUCCUCUGGCACUUGUGGUUGAGUUCGCACCAAACGGCUGUCUGAAGGACUGGCUGAAGGACAACCGUCCUGAGGAGAUGGACCAGACAGACGACAAAAACAUCCCCACCUCCGGGGUUCAGCUGCCGAUGGACCAGCUCAUUCUGUUCGGUAUUGACAUCGCGAAUGGGAUGAGUCAUCUGGCAGCCAUGCAGUGUGUCCACCGUGACCUUGCCGCCAGGAACGUGCUCCUCGGGAAGGACCUGACGGCCAAGAUCUCCGACUUUGGUCUGUCGCGGGAUAUCUACGAGGAGUCUGAGUACGUCAAAAGCACUAAGAGCCAGCUUCCCGUCCGUUGGAUGGCAUACGAGUCCCUUUUCUACCACACGUACACCACACAGAGUGAUGUGUGGUCCUUUGGAGUCCUUCUGUGGGAGAUCAUGACAAUGGGUAAGAAGCCGUACGGUCGGAUGACCGGCAAAGACCUCAUGAAACUGUUGCCGGAUGGCUACAGACUGGAGAAACCUGCUCUAUGUCCUCAGGAGAUUUACGAUGUGAUGAGGUGCUGUUGGGAAACCCUCCCUGAGAACAGACCAACUUUCCCGGACCUGAAGGUGACUCUGGACCGGAUCAUUCAAGAUUACAAGACAUAUGCCUCAUUGUUGAGGUAAGAAACUGCGGAUAGAAUGAGAGAGACGGAGAAGAAUCCUUUUGACAAGAAUGAAACUUUCAAUCAUUUUCUAAAUAUCAUAUAGCCGGAAUGACUUACUAGUAUCUAUACAAUCCUACUAGGAAUAUCAAGCAUAAGAACGAAUAUCUUACACUAAUUAUGGAACAUUAUACUACUCCCUUGUGAUUCAUUUUUGUCACAAACACAGUACAUAUACUGCACAAGCUGCAUCAUAAUAAAAAAUACAUGUAUAUUAAGGACAAUUCACUGUAAGAACAUAAGAACAAAUAUAUUACACUAAUUAUGGAACAUUAUACUACUCCCUUGAAGAUUCAUUUUUGUCAUGUCCAUUAAUUGCUUACAUUUUUAUCAUCAAGAUAUUUACAUUAUGUAUGUUUUAAUUUAUGUAACCAAGAAUAACAGUUAUGUUAAAAAAAAAGAAAAUCCCUGACAGUCUGCAGCUAAAACAAGAUGGAGACUGAAACAAAAAUUGCCAACAUACAUCUUAUACCUGCUACCAAUGUCCAGUAGGUUGAUAACCAAAUCACCCGGCACUGCAAAUUCUAAAAUUGCUGUCAAUUACAGG
This is a messenger RNA of Branchiostoma belcheri (Belcher's lancelet), 3553 nucleotides long. Its product is annotated as tyrosine kinase receptor Cad96Ca-like. The record is from RefSeq and is a predicted model, not a curated record. The coding region runs from base 620 to 2968 and encodes 782 amino acids. Gene Ontology annotation, molecular function: ATP binding; protein binding; transmembrane receptor protein tyrosine kinase activity. The transcript has 23 exons. Gene Ontology annotation, biological process: cell surface receptor protein tyrosine kinase signaling pathway; positive regulation of kinase activity; protein phosphorylation. Gene Ontology annotation, cellular component: signaling receptor complex. NCBI's taxonomy places the organism in Eukaryota, Metazoa, Chordata, Leptocardii, Amphioxiformes, Branchiostomatidae.